Molecule: messenger RNA, 2038 nt
Organism: Microbotryum saponariae
Lineage: Eukaryota; Fungi; Basidiomycota; Microbotryomycetes; Microbotryales; Microbotryaceae
Source: the annotation of a GenBank genome assembly
AUGGUCCGAGCGCAUCGUGUAAUUGGCGCUCUCAUCAUCGGCGAGCCUGCUAAUUCGGCUUGAUCCCUUUGCGUACGCUUCGCUAUUCUCCUCUUUUCACGAUCACCGUCGUCCACGUCAAGCGCGACAAUAUCUAAAACCAAAAAUGACCCGAACAAGCAGACGCCACACCUCGUCAACUCGCCAGAACAACCGCCGCGAGGCGUAGCCGCGAUCUCUCGCUAUGUCAAUACCUAUCUUGGUACUUCAGCCCAUCCACACGAUUUGAAGGGCGUUCAAACACACCGACCAAAGCUAUUCAACAGCAACUGGUCCAGCCUCAAGCGUGUACUUGAUCUUAUUCUACGACUUGCACGCGAGGAUGGCGCAGAGUCAAGAAGCCGAAUCAAUGGCUGGAUCGCCGAGCAGGUGGGCAACACUUCGUACUUCUCGGAUUGAUUCUCCGGAUUCGAAAAAGCUACUGAAUACUUGCCUUAUCCGCGUGCAGGCCGACUCAAUCAUCAUUAAAGAGAUGAAGCGAACCAAGUCCGCCUUCGUGGCUAGCCAUGACUUGACUCCCGAAGUCCUCGCAUCCGAUUACAUCGACGCCCGGCUCGAUGCAAUCGCCGAAGACAACCCUUUAAUCAGCGGACGGGUUCGUACCUUGCUAUCACAAUGCGGAGACCCUCCACCGGCCGAGCCAAUCAAUCGCGACAAGGACCCAACAGCUUCCACUGAUGUCGAGAUGGAAGAAGCCACCCUGGAGAAUGGUUCCGAUCCGGGGCAAGAACAAGAGGCUGGUCACGAAAGAAAGCGUAUCGAGUUUGUGAGUGUUUCUGACCAUGGCUCGGCUGGGUAUCGCAGCGAACUGACACCAAAAACUUCAACACGCUGGCCGCAGCUUUACUGCAGUGUCAUGGGUCAGAUCGCAUUCGCUUGCAACCGAAGGAACAACGCCAUGCAGCAUCGCAACGGUCUCAUGACUCUCGCAUGUGGAGCGAACGAGCGAUUGACAAUGUUUCUGUACGAUUGCGGCUUGACGACAUGUCGCUGGGCGACUCUCCAGGCAGCUGCGAGCUUGACGAAGGCGAAUUCGACGGAACUGAAGGAGAUUGGCUCGAACAAGUACUUCCAUGUGACCGUUGACAACAUCGACGUCACACAUCACGUCAACGAUCGGCAAUUGGAUCGACGAACCGAGCUGCUUCAUCGAACUUUUGGUUACGCCCACAUUCAGAACGGAGAUAUUGCCGGCGCUUACAACCUUCGAGCCUACUCUGCACAUCAAGCGUCUUUACCGCGAGUCAAUCUCCAGCAUCUCCUCCCAACUCCCCAAUCCGACUCGUCAUCUACAACCGGGAUAAAAGCUCAGAUAUAUCGAGCGCUUGCUCGACUGGUCCCUCAUCUUGGCCUCAGUCUUCUUGAUGCACACCACCCCCCUGUCCUCGUCAUAGACGGGCAACUUGACGCGCUCUCGAAAGGACUCGUUAGAGAUCAACUUUGCCCAAUCUGCAUUGUUCAUAUGCAUUUCAGGAGACUUGACACGCAACAGGAAGGAAAAUCAACACAUGUGUACUUCACUCAAACAGGAGGUCAACCGGCACAUUCGAUCAGAAUGAAGGAGAUCUUGUGAUUGGGGUCGUCCAACUGCCUGUACAGCUCGCCGUCUCUCCAGGUCUCCUCAGAUACGACAAUCGCGUUCUUUCCCUUUCAAUUGAGAUUGGCAGCCUGAAAGAAGCAUGUGACCGCGGAAAUCAGCACGAAUGUCGGUCCAGCAAGCCCAGUCGGCAGAAAAACUCACCUGAUGCAGUGAUUGCUCAGUGCAUUCAGUGGAAUGACAACAAUGGUGACGGCCCGGCGUCCGUAAAUGAGAUACAUUGCUUCGAAGAUAACACUUUUGCCUGAACCGUUGGCGCUGUGACGAACACAGCGUCACAUCGAUUCCGGUUCCCAAAUUGAUCGAGUUCGAAAGGGCAGCAAUGGCCUCGAUCUGCACAGGCCGGGGGGUAGAGUCCUCGUCAAGACUUUCGCCCAGAAUCACUUUGAUCUUCUUGCGUAA